This is a messenger RNA of Pelagomonas calceolata, 1346 nucleotides long. The record is from the annotation of a GenBank genome assembly. NCBI's taxonomy places the organism in Eukaryota, Pelagophyceae, Pelagomonadales, Pelagomonadaceae.
GCAGCGGAGGCGCAGCACACACAGCGCUUGUGCAACGCCAAAAGCGAUCCUGGCAGGCGGGCUCCCGCAAUUUGCAGCAGCAAUGGCUCCGUUGCUGCGAUGCCUGGUGAUCACCACCACUGUGCUCGCCUUGCAAGCGCCGCGCACCCUACGCCCCAAAACGCUGCGCCAAGCGACGCAGCUCGAGCAAUUAGCCGAGCAAACGGUCCUAUCGAUUGACACCGGCGACCUGAAUAUAAUUGAACAAUACGCGAAGGGCGGCCUGAUCUCCGACGCCACGACGAAUCCGUUGUUUGUGGCGCAGGCCGGGACAUCGGGCGACGCGAGGUACGUCGCUUUUGUGGAUAAGGCCAUCGCCUACGCGAAGGCGAACAGCGGCGGCGACGACGUCGUGUCGUUGGCGAUGGACCGCUUGGCCGUGGAGCUUGGUCUCGAGAUCGUGAAGCUCGUGCCUGGCUACGUGUCGACGGAGGUGGACAUCCGCGCGUCCUUCGACACCGAGGAGUCCGUCCGGCGCGCUCGAAGAAUUAUUGCGAUGUACGAAGCGGAGGGCGUCGACAGAAGUCGAGUACUGGUCAAGCUCGCGGGCACGUGGGAGGGCAUCGAGGCCGCGCGGAUUUUGGAGAGGGACGGCAUCACGUGCAACAUCACGCUCAUCUUCGGCUUCGCGCAGGGCGUGGCCGCGGCGCAGGCCGGCGCGCGGCUCAUCUCGCCCUUCCCCGGCCGCGUCAAGGACUGGCACGCGGCGAACGGCGGCGCGCCGACGUACGAGCCCGACGAGGAUCCGGGCGUCGUUGUAGUUAGGCGCAUCUACGAGUACUACAAGAAGCACGGGCACGGCACGAUCUGCAUGCCGGCGUCGUGGCGGCCGUCGCGCGGCACGUCGGACCCGUCUUAUGCUGUGGACGAGAUUUUAGCUUUAGCGGGCACGUACCUGUGUGGAAACCAAAUUUAUUUACGACGCAUUAGUCCUGAAUCGCCGCGUCGACUUCCACGUCAUCGGCGCGACACCUGCUCGAUGGCGUGGCAAUUUCGGUUCCUCACCGCUCGACGGAACCAGUACGAGCACCGACUCACUGGUUGAUUUACGCACAGGCACGGACCGGAUGACGAUUCCGCCGCCGCUACUUGAGCUCCUGGCGUCGUCUGACGAGCCGGUGCCGCGAAAGCUGGAGCCGGCCCGGGCGGCCGCGGCCUGCGCCGACGCCGAGCUCGUCUACGACGAGUCGAGCUUUCGGCUGGCCAUGAACGCGGACCUCGCGGCGACGACGAAGCUCGCCGAGGGCAUCAACGCGUUUAUUGGGGAGACGGCGAAGUUGCAAGCGGCGAUCGAAGCGAAAGUAUAA